Stegodyphus dumicola is the source of this 3718-nucleotide messenger RNA. Its product is annotated as cuticle protein 6-like. NCBI's taxonomy places the organism in Eukaryota, Metazoa, Arthropoda, Arachnida, Araneae, Eresidae. Gene Ontology annotation, molecular function: structural constituent of chitin-based larval cuticle. The record is from RefSeq and is a predicted model, not a curated record. Gene Ontology annotation, cellular component: chitin-based extracellular matrix.
CCUAAUAUAGAGGGCUUGUCUUUACAGAAGGUUGGACUUUUAAGUAUGCAACGUGAGUUCGCGCAGGCAUUUGCAUAUGGUUACCGCAUUACGGUACUGACCAGUGUUACGCAACCUAUAUCUUGUAAAUGAUGAAUGCGGCUGAAUUGGUGAGCCACAUAUCUCUUGGAAUAUAGUGUACCAUAGAAUAAACGUCAUGGCUUUAGUGGGUUUUUUCCUGUUGUGUGUACUGUGCGUUGUGUUGUCCGCCAGCUGUUCUCCUGUCACCAGACGAAGCGCAACCGCCGGUGUAUAUGGCCGGGUUGUACCAAUACCAGCUGGUACAAAAGCCCAUUACAAUAUCCAGAACUUUGCCGGACCUGGGACAUACAAAUUCGGUUAUGACACCGGAUCAGGCCCUAAUCAGUCUUUCCGGCAGGAGGAGCGAGGUCCGGAUGGUAAAGUGAAGGGCAGGUACGGUUACGUUGAACCUUCUGGAGCCUUGCGCGUUGUUGAAUACAUGGCAGAUUCUUCAGGAUUUCACAUAAUCAAGACACGGACUAUGGUGCCGGAUAUGAAGCCAAAAGCUGCAAUGAAAGUUAGAACACCUUUCGUCGGACCCCUUCCGCCUUUCAUCCCAACCAGUUACGUGGUUAAUUUGGCUGGAUGACUUUGAGGUCGAUUAUAAUUUCUGAUAUUUAGUCAACAAUUGCAUUCCCACCGGUUUCAAUUCUACGUCAUUUUGCUACUGCCGAUUCCUAAGUCAUAUCUUACUGGACUUUCAUACCAUUCUCGCCAGUCAAUGCCAGCUUUUACUGUAGUGUGUUAAAAAGUUGAAAGGAAAGAUUGUGUUUAUCAAAAACACUUUUGAAUCAAAUGAUAAAAAUUAUUGCAGCAUGCUGCAGCUGACUAUUGCAUGGAAGGUAUAUGAGUAAAGAAAACUGGUGAAUUUUAAAUAAAACUGGCUGAGAAGCGAGAAGUGUUUUCCCUGUCUUCCGAAACGGAUUGCGUGUUCCUUAAACUCUGAGUUUAAAAUCUGCUGAACAAAAGCUGUAUAUUGCAAACAAAGAAUUUUGUAAACAUCGAUGAAGCAUUCAAAACACUUAUGAAGUUUAUAGUUUAUAAACACUUACGUAUUUAUAAACUGCAACAAUAUACUGAAGAAUAUCUGAUUAUUACUUUCAUAUGUUUAGGAAAAAGAAAGAGGAUUAAGAAUAAUGUUUAAUCCAAAAUUUAGGAAUAUUGUAUUUUAAAAUGCUUUUAUGUGCAAUUUAUCUCAGUUUUUAUUUAGUUAUAUAAAAUACUUCAAACUAUUCUUUUUUGAGUAUACAUAUAAAUAUCUGGUUGCAACGAAAGUUAUCCGCCAAAAAAUGUUUUUAAAGUUAGAAAAAAAAAUGUGAAAGAAGUACCUUUAGUGCGGAUAUGUUUCGGGCCGCGAGUCCCGAAACAGAUCAACCUCAUUUCGGGUGGCCUGCGCAGAAUGGAAGAUAGCACCAGCAAGACGUAGCUGCAGGUGUGAAAGAAAGAUAGAAGUCCGAAGGAGCGAUGUCGCGAUUGUAUGGUGGGUGUGGCAAAAGAUCCCAUUCGAUUCCGUACAGAACUCAGCCGGUGAGUGCAGAUCCAUUUAGUCUUGCAUUAUCCUGAUGGAACAUAACCUUUUUGAGACGGAACUCAGUUCGACGCUUUUCCUUGAUAGCAACGUCUCUUACUGCCGAUGGUUUUUACCUUUUUCUAGCUUCGCUUUGUGGAUAACACCACGGCUAUCUCACCAGAUAAAAAGCAUGUUUCUUUGUUAGUGAACUUGCGCUUUACGACGCUACCGACGGGCUCACCGGGGGCUGACCAACCCUUAUUUCGGCCGGUGUUGUGAAAGAAAAUUCACGUUUCAUCACACGUGACGAUCCGGUUCAGAAAUUUUUCCUUGCGUUGCUUUCCAGCAGAUUAGUGCAGGCACGAACACUUUUGUCCUUAUCUGCUGGACUCAGCUCAUGCGGCACCCAGCGAUUGAACUUGUACUUCAAGUUUUAUGCGAUGCAUAGCACGAUUAAUGGCCAUGGACUCCUUAGCAAGCUCUUGAGUGGUUGCGUACUGACCUUCUCUUACAAGUUCUCGCAGGCGGGCCUCAUCAACAUCAAUAGGCCGGCCUGAGCGCUAUGCUUACUGAAUAAGUUCUGGUUUUUGAACUUUCGCUACCAAACAUUCACAAGGUCAUGUGAUACAACAUUCGUACCUUAACCCGUAAGCAUGAUUUGGGGACAUUCUGUAGCUGACUUUUUGCAGCAGAUCUAGAAGUAAAAUGAGGGUCCUAAUUUGGUAACGUAAUGGUUCCAUUUCAGGCACCUUAAUGAUAACGACAUGCUUUUAUAAGUAUCACAAUACAGUGUUCUACAGCAAGUCUCUUUCUUCUUGCGCAGACGAUAUUUGGCGGUGGUGGGAAACUUUCGUUAAAACCCGAUAUUAGUAUUAAAGUUCACUAAUGUUCAGAAAUAAUUUUGGUUUUGCUUCUAUUACUACUUUUUAAAACUUAAGUACUGAUUUGUAUCUUUUAAGGUGUUUAAAUACUUAUAAAAACUAAACUCAGUGGCGUAACAGCCCUAAUGGGCGAAGGCCUGCAGUGCCCGAAAUCUGCUUUCUUGACCGUGGCCCCCGGGGUGCGUAAGCAUAUGCCCUGAGCAAGUGGUCAGCUUGGGUCGCAGGACCACCAGUGUUUAGUCCCCAAGCGAACUUGGUACUCAUUUUAUCGUCCCAAGUGAUAGAAAUCAAGGAAUGAAGGCUGAGUCGACCUUGCCCAGCCCGGGAAUCGAACCCCGGACUUGGGGUGCUGCUGCGCGAUGCGCUAGCCACUGCGCCACCGGGCCUCUUAAAUGCUUAUAGAUUGAUUUAAUUCUGUAACGUCAUUUCAAAAAUAUUUUAAAAUUUUGUAUCUGAAGCAAACAAAAUGUAGCAAAGAAUUAAUCUAAUUAUAAUCUUAAUUAACUCUAUCUGUAUGCAACGAUUUACAUUGCAUUCACUUAUUAAAUCUUAAAAAAAUAAUGUUUAUUAUUUAUAAGUGAGACCUGACGAAACUUAAUUAGUAAUUAGUAAUUAAGUAAUUAAUGUCUGUGAUACCAACACAAUUUAACGAAUUAUUCUAAUUCUAAAUUUACUUAAAAUUUUGUUUCUGUUUGAAGUGAUUAUAUAUGAGAAUUCAGAAAUGAAGCAAAGAAAUUCAUUUCCAAAUACUGGAGAUCUUCAAGCUAUUAAAAUAGUACAGCAUUCUUAGAAAAGUACUUAAGUAAGAUUCUUACGUAACCAUUCUUAGAAAAUUUAAAAUACGUUAGAAAUUAAUAAUUCUGCAUUAAGUUUUUAUUAAGUAUUGUUACGCUGUUCAGCAUUUAUAUCUUUGGCAUUACGAAUUCAAACAAGUAAAUCUUUAGAAUAAAAUAUAUAAAUCAAGUAAAAAUUUUCAUCGUUUCCACUCACUUCAGAAAAGAUUCAAUUUAUAAAUAUUUCUAAUGAUUUACAAUGCGUUUUAUAGGUUAAUUAAGAAAGUUAAAAAAAAUCUUUUAAAAGUAUACAAACAGCCAAAAACACGAUUUGAAAUUUGUGAAUAUUUCAACUUUUGAAGUUUUCUUCAAAAACUGAGUAAAUUUAAUUUUUCUUAUAAUGUUAUAAGACAAAAAUACAUUUUUUUUUCAAUUUAGAUAAACUUAUUGAAAUUUCCAUUCACACAAUUCUUAACUUUAAUAUCGAUUAGCUU